UCACAUCUGUGUGCGGCCGUGAGGGCCGCGAUUUGCACAGGCACCAGAGCCCAUUCAUUUGAAUGGACUCCUGUGCCCUGGGACACACAGGGAAGAAGUCCCUGCAUACUUUGGAAAUUACAGCCUGCACGGGAACCGAGGUUCCCAGUACGGUUGCGAUUUCCAGUGCAGGCAGCAUGCCAUUAAAGUUAAUGGCACCCGCCUGCGGGUCUUGCAUUCCUCUGUGUGGAUGGGGAGGCUGAAAAUUUUCGUGUGGAUCCGCAGUGGCACCACCUGCACAGAUGUGAACCUAGGGUCACAGCUCAUCACCCAUGCUCUCACC
Staurois parvus is the source of this 322-nucleotide messenger RNA. The record is from the annotation of a GenBank genome assembly. NCBI's taxonomy places the organism in Eukaryota, Metazoa, Chordata, Amphibia, Anura, Ranidae.